This is a messenger RNA of Eimeria necatrix, 762 nucleotides long. RefSeq names its product SAG family member. The record is from RefSeq and is a predicted model, not a curated record. The transcript is spliced from 4 exons. NCBI's taxonomy places the organism in Eukaryota, Apicomplexa, Conoidasida, Eucoccidiorida, Eimeriidae. The coding region runs from base 1 to 762 and encodes 253 amino acids.
AUGCUGCCCCUGUACAUUUGCAGCAUCUUGCUAUUGGUGCUGAGGGCCUCGUCCCUGAAAAUCACACAAGCAGGUCAACAAACACCAAAAUACGCUGCAACUCUGGGAAAAAGUGUCAAGUGCCUCAGCGAGCUCAAUUCUGCCCGUGAGGCAGCCGGGUUGCCAAAUUUUACAGAAGCCACAGAGGAUAAAAAGCUAACUGAUCCAAAGGAAGACCUAGACCAAGAUACAGAGUGGAAAAAAGUUUGCACGCAUUUGAUUCCCACGGAGCAAACAGACCCCGUGGCUGCGGCAAGCGCAGCGAACCCCUUUCAGGAUGGAACAUACGCCUUCAAGUCCCUAACUGCCGCCGAACCUAACUGCAAGGAAACAGUUGAUCACUGGAAGGCAGCCUUCAAAAAUUUCACUGGCCUUCCGCCAUCAAAGACUCAAGGCGCAGAUCUAUAUAAGAAUCAAGACAAUGUUUCUUUUGUAGCCUUGUACAACCCCUCAUCCGAUGCCACUGCAGAUUGCCAAGUCGUCACCUGCACUAAAACCACUACAGAAGGCACAGUGCUGCAGAAUGAUUCAGAGCAAAGCCCCGAAUAUGGCUACGCGCUGAUUUGCAAGACGAUGCCCUCUGCCUUUAAAGACGACAAUGCUGUCCCAUUCACGCAGGACCAGUGGGACAAGAUCGCAUCCUCGCUCACGGGGUCAGCUUCAACAGCCAUCCCAGGCAUUUGUGCAUUCUUCAUCGCAGUGUUCAGCUUGAUAGCACUGUAG